AUGCCUCAAAAACAUACUCCAUCUCCCAAGAUGUCUCGCAGUGGAAGCUCUAAAACUCCGGAAGUAGAUGCUAUGUUUGUUGGUUGGACUCCGGGGGCAGAGAAGGAUGUUCGCAAAACGGCCCCCAGGCUGCACCAUAAGAAAAGUAGGACGGGCUGCCAGCAAUGUAGGGCGAGACGGGUUAAGUGUAAUGAAGUUCAUCCCACAUGUGGAAGUUGUGCGAGACACAAGACAACUUGUGUAUGGGGCCGUCAAGGGACACCAGCACAAUCGCAAAACACCAAGCCAAAAACAUACGAGAUAAGACCCAAAGUCCAUUCGCAACAAGAACCGGAAUCUACAGAAAGCGAUGAACCCUCUGAGUGCAGUCAACGACGCUUGACCGAACUCAGACUCCUCCACCAGUACAUGGCUUUCACUUGCAUGACAUUGAACUUCCCCGAUGACCACAGACAACAACAUGAAUGGGGGAUCGCUAUUCCCCAUCUGGCAUUCCAACACAACUCUCUCUUAUACUCAAUAUACACUCUAGCAGCACUUCACAUCGCCAAACUCGAACCCAACGACCCCUCCCACAUAUCCACCUACCAAAAAUACCUUGGUCUAACCCUCCGCUCCCACCGCGACGAAGUCGGCCAACUCAGCCGCUCCAACGCCGACGCAGCCUGCAUAACUUCCUCCUGCCUCCGAGUCUGCACCUUCGCCCUCCUCCAAGAGCGGCCUCUAACACCCUACACGCCUCCCACAGAGUGGCUCCAGAUGUCGAGCACGACAGGUCGCGGCCUCAACGUCGAAGCCUGGAAGUACAUCGCCAACGACCCCAACUCCAUCAUGCGCUCCAUGAUCCGCUCCGCCCCAGGCAUGAAGCCAGGCGGUUUCCUCCGCGAAGAAACCAGCGUCUUCCACCCCUCCAACCGUCAAGACCUCCUCCACCUCCUCCGCCGCACACCCAACGACAUCCUCACCGAGCCCUGGAACGCCCGCAUCGAAGAAGCCUAUGAAAGUACACUGAGCUACAUCGGAUCCGUGCAGCUCGCCAUCGCGGCCCAGGAGCCUCCUGCGUCGAUCUUUCGCCGCUUGGUGCUGUUCCCUACGAUGGUGCAGAGCGAGUUCAUUUUCUUGGUGAAGGAGCAGAGACCCAGGGCGUUGGUGGUGCUGGCGCAUUUCUUUGCGUUUUUGGCGGAUUUUAGGGAUAUUUGGUGGAUUGGGGAGACGGGGGUUAGGGAGGUGAGGGGGAUUGAGGGGGUGGUGGGGGAGGAGUGGAGGGGGUUGAUGGGGUGGCCGGUGCAGGCGGUGGAAGAUUCGUUUUUCUUGGAGUGUUUGGAUCUUAGCUGUUGA
Molecule: messenger RNA, 1338 nt
Organism: Cadophora gregata
Lineage: Eukaryota; Fungi; Ascomycota; Leotiomycetes; Helotiales; Ploettnerulaceae
Exons: 2
Coding region: 1-1338 (445 amino acids)
Biological process (GO): regulation of transcription by RNA polymerase II
Molecular function (GO): DNA-binding transcription factor activity, RNA polymerase II-specific; zinc ion binding
Source: RefSeq, a predicted model, not a curated record